Vanderwaltozyma polyspora DSM 70294 is the source of this 1026-nucleotide messenger RNA. It is a transcript of the gene CUP2, whose product is annotated as Cup2p. Gene Ontology annotation, biological process: positive regulation of transcription by RNA polymerase II; intracellular iron ion homeostasis; intracellular copper ion homeostasis. The transcript has a single exon. The coding region runs from base 1 to 1026 and encodes 341 amino acids. Lineage: Eukaryota; Fungi; Ascomycota; Saccharomycetes; Saccharomycetales; Saccharomycetaceae. Gene Ontology annotation, molecular function: DNA-binding transcription factor activity, RNA polymerase II-specific; RNA polymerase II cis-regulatory region sequence-specific DNA binding; copper ion binding. Gene Ontology annotation, cellular component: nucleus. The record is from RefSeq and is a predicted model, not a curated record.
AUGGUUCUAAUCGAUGGAGUUAAAUAUGCCUGUCAAAGGUGUAUACGAGGUCACAGGGUAAGUACGUGUAAUCAUGUAGACCAGCCAUUGACAGUAAUAAAACCAAAGGGUAGACCCUCAACUACUUGUAACCAUUGUAAAACAAUGAGACAAAAUCAUAAUAUCAAUCCCACUGGUAAGUGUGAAUGUGGUAAGCAGUUAAAAUCUCCAAAGAAUAGAAGGAGGAGAACAAAAUCAACUAAAUCAUUAAAUGGUGAAACAUCAUCUGGAUUACUAUCACCAAAAAGCAUUAUUGGUAACACUACCAUUACAACUACAACACCUAGCAUUAAUAAUGAUAACAAUAAUAAUAAUAAUAAUAAUAAUAAUAAUAAUAAUAAUAAUAAUAAUAACUACAAUAAUAAUAAUAAAAGAAAUUGCGAUUGCCAGACUGGUCAAAUAUGUCGAUGUCACAAUACAAGGGCUAAGAAAAGAACAUCUAUAGCCUCUCCUCUGAUGGAAAAUAGGAGAGAUAGUAGCACAAGCAUAUUGAGUUCAUUCUCAAAUUCAAAUAUAAGUAGAGACAACAGUGGUCUAUUGGAUAUGUUUAAGAUCAAAGACUCUUCUAUUUCGCUGGCAAACUCUUUAUUAAAUGGUGGUUUCGAAGGAGAGCAAUACGAUAGUAAUGUAGGUUCAAGAACAUCAUCGGUUGUAAAUGAUCAAGUAUUUAUUCCCAAAGUUGAAAUACUUUCUUUAACUCCAGACUUCAUCGACUUUUUAAAUCCUGAAAAUUUAUUGAAAAAUAAUGAGAAUAUCAAUAUUGACACAAACUAUCUGGAAAACAUCCAAAACAAUGAUCCAGAUUUAAAUUUGAUGCCAUUGACUCCUUUAGAUGGGACUAUCAUCACCUCUACAAAUCCAAAUGAAAGCACAGAGACAGUCUCACCAAAAGACGAUAAAUUGAUUCCAAAUGACAUGGGAAUUGUAUUUAAUUGGAACUUCCAAGAUUUGGAUAAUUUAGAAGAUAUUAAAAAUUCAACUUCAUGA